Messenger RNA from Nicrophorus vespilloides, 2417 nucleotides. RefSeq names its product angiopoietin-2. The record is from RefSeq and is a predicted model, not a curated record. The transcript is spliced from 7 exons. The coding region runs from base 126 to 2315 and encodes 729 amino acids. Lineage: Eukaryota; Metazoa; Arthropoda; Insecta; Coleoptera; Silphidae.
UAUUGUUUAAAAAAAUAUUGAGUAAAAAUUAACGAUCGCGAGGUUUUCGCGACGUAUUUCAGAGACGAAUAUUUGAAAGACUCUUUCCUGGUGACUUCCCUGUGAUUCAGUGCGUUUUUAGAAACAUGAGGGGUGCCGAUUGGUGCCUGCUCGUGGGUUUCGCGGCUGCACUCUUCGCCGCCGCCGCCACCGACGCGGCAGCCGCCCCCGGAGAGACGCCGAAGGGAAGUCCAAAACUACCCCGAACAAGUGCCGUUAUAGCGGCCGCCGCCGCGCAAAACAAAACCCAAAGUGGUCAGUUAAGAAACCCUAGAACAGUAUCUUCGACCAUUGGUCCACCACCAGGACGUGGUGCCAGCAGUAGAACACGAGAGCAGUACCUCUUCGAUGUGUUCGAAGCGAUAAUAUCGACGCUGGACUCAAAGCUACAGCGGAUCGAAAACUUAGAUAAGGCAGUAGAACAUUUGAUGAGACGCGUGGAGAACUUGGACUCGCGCGUGAACAAUAACAUCGACAAAACCGAAUCCGUCAUUUCUAAAUUACGACAUUUAGAUUUGAAGCUUUUCCAAUCGCCAUUCUUCACCGGUAAAGCAGAUCCCAAGUCUGAAAAUUCUGAUUUUGUUGAGAACAAUCUUGGUAUGCAGCUGGUGUCGCUUGAUCAAAAGGUUAGCGACAUCGACAGCAAACUUAGCGUUCUGAAAACCCAACUGGAUAGUAAUUAUUUGGCUAAUGAAGAUAUUAAUGCGGAGGCUAGCGAAAAGAAACCGAUUAGUAUGAACGUUGUUGAAAUUACUAAAGCUUUGAACACAGAAAUCUUGAACCAUGUUACCAAGAAACUAGAUCAACUGAAAGAAGUUACUGGAAAUCUGGACAGGAACUUACAGUACCACGUAAACGUGGUCAGUGAAAACUUGGGUCGUGUCCUCACUAUGGUUUCUGAUGUCCAUGAAGCCGUUGUUGACCAAGGUGAUUCUAAUAGAACCACCACUACUCAACCACCUUUCUUGAGAUCGAGUAAACUCGACACAUUGGUACGACAGAUGAAGCCAAUCAUCAACGUUUCCGAGAAAAUGGAUGAAGUCUGGGACGUUGUUGUUGGAACCAAAAGUUCAGUCGAUGAUUUGGUUCCCAAAUCCGAUGAGUUACUAACCCAAACUCAGAGGCAAGAGAGGGCAAUAGGCGAAAUGCAUAGCGAUUUCAGGUCUAAAGCAAAUAAGAUCAUCGCCAAUUUGGAUAUGGUAGAAAAACGAUUAAAGAAACAGGAGGACGAUGUAGCAACGUUAGCCCAAAGACCUGUACCAGCAGAACUACUCCUGGAUCCAACUAUAGAUAGAUUAGUAGAAUAUGAUUCAAACAGAUACAGCGUAGAUGAAUUCCCACCGGCCACCGAUACUACUAUACCAGUUACUUAUACAACAUUGCCGCCUCCAACAACAGCUACUCAAGUUUCGAGCACCAUAAACAUGACAAGUACCACAUUCCCUUCAACCUCCUCGACGCAGCAAACUAGUAGCGCCGAGAAAAGAGCAGAGAAAAGGAAAGGCGGCGUCAUUUUCCCAAGUGUGAAAAACAAACCUUCACCUGCAAACACCACGUUUACUACGGAUGCUGUUGCGAGCAUAAAAGACGUUAAGGGAUAUUCAUGUGUCGAUUUAUUAAAUGCCGGAAUGCGUGAUUCCAACGUAUAUUAUCUUCAAAUUCGUGGAACAACCUACUGGUUCCUGAAAGUAUUCUGCGAACAGGAAAUAGCGGAUGGCGGCUGGACUGUAAUUCAACGUAGAGAUGACUAUGGAGAUCCUCGCGAGAACUUCAACAGGGAUUGGAAUGAUUACAAAAAUGGUUUCGGUGAUCCAGCCAAGGAAUUUUGGCUAGGAAACGAGAACAUUUACAUGCUUACGAACAACGAAGAAUAUAUAUUGAGGGUAGAACUGGAAGACUUCGAAGGAAACAAAAGGUAUGCCCAAUACUCGCAUUUCAAAAUCUAUUCAGAAGCUGAAUACUAUAAAUUGGAGAUUGAUGGAUACGAAGGAAAUGCAGGAGACUCUCUGAACGAUCCAUGGUAUGGAAGUAACAAUAGUCCAUUCUCCACAUACAAUAGAGAUAACGAUCGAUCAAGCUUAAAUUGUGCGUCAAUGCUGAAGGGUGGAUGGUGGUGGAAGUCAUGCGGACGAGGAUUGAAUGGUUUAUACUUGAACGAUCCGCAAGACUUAACAGCGAGACAAGGUAUCGUUUGGUUCCGUUGGAGAGGAUGGGAUUACACACUGAAGAAGGCCAGCAUGAUGAUUAAACCAAAAGGUUUCAUUAAUACCACCUAAAUUGAAGAUUUGUUCGUUUUAAAGAAUUUGAGAAUGUUGUUCGAGAGAGUGAACCAAUUUAUAAUCACCGGAUAAUCAUAUAUUUUUCAUUCCUAAAAUCAU